AUGGCGCACCUAGUGCCUGGAAUUCAGAAUGCGGCAGCACAAGAAGUCAACUUGGAUAAUGCUGGUGAGAAACCCUACUUGUGUGAGGAGUGUGGGUACAGGGCGGCUUACAAGUCUACAUUAUUUGUACAUAUGAGAUCCCAUACAGGAGAAAGACCCUACAAGUGUGACCAGUGUGACUAUUCUGCACAACGGAAAUCCAUUUUGGACAAACAUCUAGCAAAACACACUGGUGAAAAACCCUACAAAUGUGAUCAGUGUGACUAUUCUGCUACAAAGAAAUACUAUUUAGACCAACAUCUAGCAUCACACACGGGUGAGAAACCCUACAUGUGUGGGGAGUGUGGAUACAGGGCAACUCAGAAGUCUCACUUAUCCCAACACUUAAGAAACCAUACAGGAGAGAAACCCUACAAGUGUGACCAGUGUGACUAUUCCGCAGCAUGGAAAUCUUCUUUGAACAAACAUAUGAGAACCCAUACAGGAGAGAAACCCUACAAGUGUGACCAGUGUGACUAUUCUGCUGCACGGAAAUCUCAUUUAGACGAUCAUCUCGCAAAGCACAGUGGUAAGAAACCCUACAAGUGUGGGGAGUGUGGAUACAGGGCAACUGUUAAGUUGACCUUAUAUCGACACAUGAAAACCCACAUGGGAAAAAAACCCUAG
Branchiostoma belcheri (Belcher's lancelet) is the source of this 666-nucleotide messenger RNA. RefSeq names its product zinc finger protein 486-like. Bases 1 to 666 code for a protein of 221 amino acids. The record is from RefSeq and is a predicted model, not a curated record. The transcript has 4 exons. Gene Ontology annotation, molecular function: DNA-binding transcription factor activity, RNA polymerase II-specific; RNA polymerase II transcription regulatory region sequence-specific DNA binding. NCBI's taxonomy places the organism in Eukaryota, Metazoa, Chordata, Leptocardii, Amphioxiformes, Branchiostomatidae. Gene Ontology annotation, cellular component: nucleus. Gene Ontology annotation, biological process: regulation of transcription by RNA polymerase II.